AGUGCACUUCAUGCCCUGAAACCUAAUUGAUGUCUUUCAUAAAACCCCAUAGUGAGCAAUAAUUGUUUGUUAAUCUUCGGCUUUUGAAGUGAUUUACAGUGAUUGUGAGAGCUAAAUCAACAAACAAAAGAAAUUAAUGCUAAAAUUAAUCAUUUCGGAAAUUACCUUAGCUACCAUAAGCUUAUUUUAGCUUAUCACAGUUUAAUAUAAGGCAACAUGACUUGUGCUUCCUUUUGCAGUUAUCACGGUUAUGAGUGAAGUGUUUAUAAUUGCAAAUGUGUGUGAUUUGAUGAAAAUAACAAUUUGAACAAUGUUGCCGAUAAAGCGUCAGAAACAUUCAAAUCAGCGACGAAACAUAAAAGUCAUUCAUCCUGAAAGAGAGACAGCUCUAAUCCAUGUAAUUUUGCUGAAUAAGGCCUUCCGGGUGGUUUCAUUACUCUUCCUUGCUGCCACAGUACUCCCCGUUGUCGUCUACCUGAUGGUGUUCUCGCGGGAAAUUGGACCAUUGGAAUACGAUCGAAAUCAAGUGGGAACAUGUGGCCACUUGAAGAGAUUGCAUGUAUCGUGUGGAAUUCAGAACAUCACCCAAGACUUCUGUUUGCAACGAGGAUGCUGUUUUAGUGAGAAGGAUGGGUGCUAUCAUUCUUUGCCAUCGAGACACCAAUACUUUAAUCCCUCUUACAUAACCCCCAAUUUAGCCAUGGAAUUACAACCUCUGCGUCAAGUGACUCCACUUGGUGUUCCAGCCCUUCCCCGUCUGCAACUUGCUAUCAAUCCCCAGACAAACGCGCGAGUACGACUUUAUGUGUGGAAUCCGGCAAUACAUCGCAAUCCUGUUGAAGCUGAAACGAUUAGGAAUGAUACAGCAGAUACCCAAUUCAUCUAUCGUAUUUUCCAACCAGUUAUUUAUGCGGAAUUCCGCCGAAGGGUGGAUCAGUCAUUGCUGAUGACUACCUCUCGUGGACCACUGAUUACAGCUGAAAAUUUUCUAGAAUGGAGUUUUUUUCUGGGAUCAGACAACCUGUUUGGACUCGGUGAUUUACAUCUAAAGCCAGGCUUUAAAGCUAUUCUCCUAAAUAAUGAGACCACAAGUGCCAUCCCAGUUAUUUUGGCUUACAAUGCUACAUCUCGGAUGUUUCAUGGAAUUUAUUUGAGUGCACCAUAUCCUGUAGAAGUGGAAAUAACCGAAAGCUAUUUGGUGAUUGUAAGGGCAAUUUUCGAUAUGUCAUUCCACGUGGAUCUUGUAUGUGGUCCCACAAUAAGUGAGGUGUUAACACAACUUUGGGAAAACAGUGGUCAGAUAUCUACACUUCCCAAUUGGUUCUAUGGUUUUCACAUAUGUGACACAAACACGACAAGGAAUUUAACUGAGUCAAUGAAUGAAAUGCUCGAGAUGCUUGAUACAGAUCAGAUUCAGGAAAAUCCUUUUGAUUCCCACUGUAUACGGGAACAUCUGUUGUGGAUGGCAAAUGACAGUGAGGGACUACCAGAUGAAGUUCUAUAUGGUGUGGAGAAACUAAGGGAGGCUGGAAAGAAAUUCAUCCUUCCCAUGACUGCACUUCUUGAGGCCAAUCUCAAGGGUAAACCUUUUCAAGAAGCACUGGAUAGGGGAUUGCUAAUGAGGCAUCCCACCCUCGAAGAACCCUAUGUUGGCCGCAUGGGAAACAUCAGUGUAGUUUAUGUAGAUUGGGUGGGAUCUAAUGGUGAUACCUUGACUGAAUGGCUGAGAAAUUGCUGGCCAGCAAAUUUUUCAGCUGAUGGACUUUUAUUGCAGUCCAACUGGAUGAGGGACGAAAGCGAAGGUGGAAAGACACCAUCGUCAUUUCCAUACGUUUCUCAGGAUAUGGUAACAGCUAGCAAUAGUAUAGCACCUUGGCUAAUCCGUCAGUCUGACACAGUUGGUAAUGCCUCGAUUUUCACACAUAAUUUGAUGGCAUCAACUCAAAUUGAGGUCGUAAGGAGCAUGGCAAGUGACACCUUUAUUAUAUCUGAGAGCUCAUUGUUGACAAAUGUACCAAUUUUCAAUCGCAAUGUUUCUUCAACUUGGGCUGAGUUAAGAAAUCAGGUUCGUCGGACAAUGGGUAGAGCUGUAUCAGGAGUCCAUUUUAGUUCUGCAAAUAUUUGUGGGGAUGAUGAAAAUUUGCCUGAGGAACUGUGUGUGCGUUGGUAUCAAUUUGCGUCAUUAUCGCCAAUCUACAGAGUGUCCUCAUCAAAGGCACCAAGCAAAUUUACCAGAUUUGCACAGAGAUUAAUAAGGACUUCAACUAUGAGGCGAUAUUCCCUUUUUGCCUACAUGAAAACUAUCGUGAGUGCCGGAAGACCUCUCAUGACCCCCAUGUUUUAUGAAUUUCCCGAGUUAGUUGCUGAUACGGAAAAUCUAACGCAUCAGGUGUUAGUGGGGCCAUCCCUCCUUUUUGCUCCCGUUCUAAUGUCAGGUGCUCAAUAUAUUGACAUCUUUGCUCCAUGCAUCUUCUAUGAAAUUGGUGGUGGGCAGCAAUUGAUAGCAAACAAAUGGACUCAAUUGUCCGUGGUGGAAGCUGAUGUACCACUCUUCAUUCGGGCUGGCCAUAUAAUUCCCCUUCACAGAACAAUGAAUGCUCAGUCACUUAUGAACGUGACUACAGAUUCAGCUCAAUUGUGCGUGGCACUGGGACCUUUGAUAAAUGGUACCAUGAAUGCCACAGGUGAGAUGUUUGUGGAUGACAAGCAAACCAUCACAUUUACUGCCAUUCUCAGAAUGCAAUGGUUGCAGUUUCAACUUCUAUCUCAUCCCAAGAUAUCUUGCAGCAAUAACACGUCCGUCAGGAUAAACGGGGUGAAAAUUUACGGAUCCGGUGCCUCAGACGAUGGUGUUCACACACUUUCCUUGGAUUUGUGGCAUAAUUUGUGCUUGGGAAAUUUGAAUUUCAUAACAUCUCUUCCUCCAUCCAUUCAAUGAUUUUACUUACAUAAUAUACAACAGCCUUUUACAUACAA
Phlebotomus papatasi is the source of this 2976-nucleotide messenger RNA. Its product is annotated as lysosomal alpha-glucosidase-like. Gene Ontology annotation, biological process: carbohydrate metabolic process; N-glycan processing. The record is from RefSeq and is a predicted model, not a curated record. The transcript is spliced from 9 exons. The coding region runs from base 311 to 2938 and encodes 875 amino acids. Gene Ontology annotation, molecular function: alpha-glucosidase activity. Lineage: Eukaryota; Metazoa; Arthropoda; Insecta; Diptera; Psychodidae.